Messenger RNA from Phalacrocorax carbo (great cormorant), 1095 nucleotides. The record is from RefSeq and is a predicted model, not a curated record. NCBI's taxonomy places the organism in Eukaryota, Metazoa, Chordata, Aves, Suliformes, Phalacrocoracidae.
GGAGGGCGCGGUCCCGGGCCGGCGGGCCGCUAUGGCCAUGGCGGCGCUGGCGGCGGCGCUGCGCGAGUGGGCGGCGGCGGCGGCGCGGCGGGACGCGGCCUGGCGGGCGGCGCUGCCCGCGUGGGCGGCGCUGCUGGGGUCGCUGGCCGGGCUGGCGGCGCAGAUGCGGGCGGCGCGGCGGCUGGCGUGGGGCGGCGCGGCGCUGGCGGCCUUCGGCGACCUGCGGCCGCGGCUGUGGCGGAAGCAGCGCGGCGCGGCCGAGGCGCUGCUGGAGCAGCUCGGCGAGCGGCGGGCGGAGCUGCGGGCCGUGCGGGACGCCGUGGGGGCCGGCGCGGCCGCCGUGCUGCGGCUGUACGAGGAGCGGGCGGCGGAGCUGGGGCUGGCGGCGGCGCUGCGGCGCGGGCCGCGCUGCCCGUCGCUGGCGGACGCGCUGGAGGCGCUGCAGGAGGUGGAACGCUACUACCGGCACCUGUACCUGGAGAGCAAGCUUCUCCUCCGCGUCAGCUGCGACAGCCUGGCGGACAUGGAAGCCCUCCCGCAGUCUUGGGAGAGCAUCUUGGAGCGCUACAAGGAGGACGUCGUUCAAGAUGCACUUCUUAAGAUCUCUCUGUUUGUGGACAACCAGCGAGAGCUGUGCUGCUCACCAGGCUCCUAACGGGGAACAGGAGGGACAGAUGCUGACCAGCUUCUACGAGAGUCUGGUAUGUUCUGAGAUGGUCACCUCAGAAGAUGAUGAACUGAGGAAGCUUUUCUGGUGCUUUUGGAAGGAGAAUGCAUCGGGUACUUGGCCUCAGCAGGAAAUGUCUCAUUUUCAAGUGGAAAUGGAGUCGGUGACUGAAGAGGAGGCUGAGCUGAACAAACCAGGAAGGUAGAAGGGAGUCAUCUUCAGCUACAGAAGUCAUCCUUUCUUUUGCCUGCCACGGAUAUUUUGUGUGCUAUAAAAAAAACACUGAGACUUACUGACUUACAAAGCAGUGGGGAGGUGGGCCGCAAAUAAGUGAGCAUAACGUAAGGUCCAGCGGGCUGAUACCGUGUAAGGAAGAGCUUUACAUACCAUCCUUACAGCUAAAUAAAAGAUGUAAAUGGAGGCUCAAA